Messenger RNA from Ostrinia nubilalis (European corn borer), 1870 nucleotides. It is a transcript of the gene RunxA, whose product is annotated as runt-related transcription factor 3. Gene Ontology annotation, cellular component: nucleus. Bases 1 to 1458 code for a protein of 485 amino acids. The record is from RefSeq and is a predicted model, not a curated record. Gene Ontology annotation, biological process: regulation of DNA-templated transcription. The transcript is spliced from 5 exons. Gene Ontology annotation, molecular function: RNA polymerase II cis-regulatory region sequence-specific DNA binding; ATP binding; DNA-binding transcription factor activity, RNA polymerase II-specific. NCBI's taxonomy places the organism in Eukaryota, Metazoa, Arthropoda, Insecta, Lepidoptera, Crambidae.
AUGUGUAGCACGCAGCGCGCGCGCGUGGCCAGGAUGCACCUGACGGGCGCGUCCAGCGGCGCCGUGUCCCCGGACACCAGCUCCACGCUGCUCCACGAGACCUACACCAAGAUGACGUCGGACAUCCUGGCGGAGCGGACGCUGGGAGACUUUCUAUCGGAGCACCCGGGGGAGCUGGUGCGGACGGGGAGCCCGCACUUUGUGUGCACGGUGUUGCCUCCGCACUGGCGGUCGAAUAAAACGCUCCCCGUGGCUUUCAAAGUGGUGGCGUUGGGGGACGUCGGGGACGGCACUCUUGUCACCGUCCGAGCGGGGAACGACGAGAACUGCUGCGCUGAGCUGAGGAACAGCUCGGCGGUGAUGAAGAACCAGGUGGCGAAGUUCAACGACUUGCGGUUCGUCGGCCGGAGCGGGCGCGGCAAGUCGUUCACGCUGACCAUCACGAUAUCGACGACGCCGCCGCAGGUCACCACCUACAACAAGGCGAUCAAGGUCACCGUGGAUGGGCCCAGGGAACCACGGUCCAAAACCAUGUUGUCUCUCCUAGGGCAGCAGCAGCAGUUCCACUUCGCCUUCGGCCAGCGGCCGUUCCCGUUCCCUCCGGACCCGCUGGGAGGGUUCCGGAUGCCGCCCAUCACUACCUGUCAAAACAUGAGCCAGUUCGGCUUGAGUUCGAGCAACUCGCACUGGGGCUACGGCGGCGCGGGCGCAUACCCGGCGUAUUUGCCGUCUUGUGCAGCGCCUGCCGCUUCCCAGUUCAAUCCCCCAGCGCUGGGAUUCACGGGAGCAGUUCCUGAGCAGACGCCCACGCAGGAUUUUACUGCGAAUAAUACUGUUUUACCAGACACGACAGGCGUGGACUUGGACCAACAGUUAUCUGGGCUGGUGGGGUCAUCGCCCUCGCACCACGGUACCCUCCUACCACGGUACAACAACAAUGCAGACUACAGUCUCUCCACAGGCCCUCGGUCGCUAAGCGACAAUAGUUCACAGCCUGAAUCGCCAGUUCAGGAUGACCUGCUCACAUCGAAUACGACGACGAACAUUGGCCAUAACCACACAAAUACCUCGAACUUCCCUUCCUUGAUGGGGACGCAAAACUCGUCGUAUGGUAGCAGUAACUGCAACAAUUCUCUCUAUCCAGUGUUACCAGCGAGUUUGCUGUACAGCCAGCUGUAUACAGCAGCGAAUCAGACGCACAACUUCCAUCCACUACACUCGAAUACAAUCCACUCUACCCAAAAUCAUCACAAUGAGUUACAAACCAUGAUGGAUCAGAUCUCUUCGACGACGAACAGUCAUAGACAGCAUGGUAACCACGGACAGAAUGAUCUUUUGCUUGGUGGUGGAAACUCUUGCGCCGCUGCUGCGGCGAGAGGGGAAGAUGGAAGAGUUAAUAACCUCGGUCAGAGGGGGAAUCCUCAGCCUGACAGCAACACGGUUUGGCGACCUUAUUAAAGAAUUUGGAUAUGUACUUUAUUUCUUCGUACAAUUGAUUUAGCUCGGAUAUCAAUAGAUGUGACGUUGUAAUAAGAUCAUGGAGUAAGGAAUUUGUGAGAAAGAUCCAAAAAAGGAUCAAGAGGAUAUUUCAUUAUGAAAUAAAAAUGAAUGAAGAAUAAAUAUUCAAUACGAUGGACUUUUGAUGAAGCCAAAAGAAAAAUGUCGCCAUUUAUUUAAGGCUUAAGUUGUAUAAGGUAAAUAGUGCAACGAAGUAGAUACCGAAAUUACUGUAAUUAUGUAAAUGUUUAUAAUUAACGUACGGAUAACGUAAUUAUUAGCUAAAUUUGUAUCUACGUUCUAAAAUUCGGUCCCGUCCUGAAAUUAUACGAUGUUUGUCAUUGAAUUUUAAUUGAUUUUUGAAUUUAUUAAA